AUGCUGCGGAAGGAGCCACUACCGGAUCUCCUAGAUUGGCUUCUGUGUUUACUGCUGGAGCUUGAGCAGGAACUGGUUGAAGCGGCUUUAGGAUGGUUGGAGCUCUCUGACCUCCAUCGAGCUUGGAGCUGCCAGAAGCUGAAGGAGAUGACCAAACCACCAGAAGAAGAGGGUCACAGAGAUGAUGUCGUCUCUGCUCAAGGACCUGGCGGAGAACGGCCUCGCAGUGGGCAGCAACGACAUCAAGCCAUCUCCUCCUUGGUGGUGGUUAAUCUGGCAGGCGUUGAAUGUACUCCAGAUACAGGUGGAGGAGGCCCAGCCAGCAAUGCCCAGGUAACAGAUGAAGAGACCCAGGUAACAGUAGAAGAGGCCCAGCUAGCAGUGGAGGAGGCCCAGGUAACAGGGGAGGAGGCCCAGGAAGCAAUAGAGGCCCAGGUAGCAGUGGAGGCCCAGGUAGCAGUGGAGGAGGCCCAAGUAACAGUGGACGUCCAGGUAGCAGUGGAGGAAGCCCAGCUAGUAAUGGUGGGCAUUCCAUAA
Molecule: messenger RNA, 537 nt
Organism: Knipowitschia caucasica
Lineage: Eukaryota; Metazoa; Chordata; Actinopteri; Gobiiformes; Gobiidae
Source: the annotation of a GenBank genome assembly